Molecule: messenger RNA, 348 nt
Organism: Mucor velutinosus
Lineage: Eukaryota; Fungi; Mucoromycota; Mucoromycetes; Mucorales; Mucoraceae
Exons: 1
Coding region: 1-348 (115 amino acids)
Source: RefSeq, a predicted model, not a curated record
AUGGCAUCUACCUCCAAAGGAUUCCAGCCUCAAAAGUCGUUUGAUGAGCUACUGUCAUCCAUACCGCUAUUCGAUCAGUCAUCAUCGUCUUGUUCAUCCACACCAGCAUCCUUUAGAACCAACGAAAUAGCAGUAAAUGAUCCUGAAUUGUACAUGGGUGACGACUGCGAUGCAUCUUAUGAGGCAACAUUGCUGGAUUCAGGGCUGCUCGAUUGGCUCAGCAAAGAGGAUACCAUCGCAUUUCAUCAUUCUCCAUCACAAAAGAGACUUGAAAUGCUAUUGAUGCAUUUGUCUACUACAAAUGCUGAAGAGAUGAGCGACAGAAAAGGGAAGGGCAAAUUUAGUUAG